AUGUUCGGCCUCAGGGUAUUCCUGCAAAAAACCCUGAUUCUUCUGCACGUUACUGCGAGCGUUGUUGUUGGCAAAACACUGAUGAUACUGUUCCCCAGUGCCAUGAAAAGAUACAUCCUAAAACAGGGCGAAAAGAGCAGAAUGAAUGAGAAUCCAAAGUUCAACUAUGAAAACUGGGGUCCGACUUUUUUCAGCUUCAAGUACCUGCUCUUUGUGCUGAAGGUGAAGUGGAAGAGGCUGGAGGAUGAAGCCUAUGAGGGACAUCCCGCUCCCAACACACCGGUGGUGACUUUCAGCGGGGAAGUUCGUCACCUCGUUGAUUUCAUGCAAG
Molecule: messenger RNA, 331 nt
Organism: Antrostomus carolinensis (chuck-will's-widow)
Lineage: Eukaryota; Metazoa; Chordata; Aves; Caprimulgiformes; Caprimulgidae
Product: type I iodothyronine deiodinase
Exons: 1
Biological process (GO): thyroid hormone metabolic process
Molecular function (GO): thyroxine 5'-deiodinase activity
Source: RefSeq, a predicted model, not a curated record